This is a messenger RNA of Brachypodium distachyon (stiff brome), 1209 nucleotides long. RefSeq names its product mitochondrial import inner membrane translocase subunit TIM22-3. The transcript has 5 exons. Gene Ontology annotation, cellular component: TIM22 mitochondrial import inner membrane insertion complex; chloroplast envelope. The coding region runs from base 216 to 821 and encodes 201 amino acids. Gene Ontology annotation, molecular function: transmembrane protein transporter activity. Gene Ontology annotation, biological process: protein insertion into mitochondrial inner membrane; protein targeting to chloroplast. Lineage: Eukaryota; Viridiplantae; Streptophyta; Magnoliopsida; Poales; Poaceae. The record is from RefSeq and is a predicted model, not a curated record.
GACGGAGAAAAAGAGUCAAAAGGACAGUUCGUCGCUGGACUGCCGGGCCGACGGUUUAACUGAAAAGAACGCACGGCCCACGGCCCACGCCCACUGCAUCGCCCUCCAAGCCCGUCCGUGCUCCCGCCGCCGCCGCCUGUCCGUCCUCUCGGCCAUCGUCCCCUGCCGGUGGCCAUUCACGUCCACCACCCCCGUCCACGAGUUCGUUCGGGGAGAUGUCGGCCAAGCGCCAGAACGAGCCGGACGGCGACGAGCUCGGAGCAGCCGAGGGCACCGGCUCCGCCGAGGGAGGCUCGCCGCCGUCGCCUCUAUCUGCCGCCCCAGUCGUCUGCUUCGUCCGGUCUGCCGGAGACUUCGCCGGUGGCGCCUUCGUUGGAUCCAUCGUUGGAUAUGGACAAGGUUUGAUCACUCAGAAGGGCUUCAAAGGCUCAUUCAGCAGUGCAGGGUCUUCUGCCAAGACUUUUGCAGUUCUCUCUGGCGUCCAAAGUGUGGUUGUGUGCUUGUUGAGAAAGCUGCGUGGAAAAGAUGAUAUUGUCAAUGCUGGCAUUGCUGGAUGUUGCACUGGCCUUGCUUUGAGCUUUCCAGGAGCGCCUCAAACAUUGCUUCAGAGUUGCGCCACCUUUGCAGCGUUCUCUUGCAUAAUGGAGGGGCUGAACAAGCAGCAGGUUGCAAUGGCACACACACUCGAUGGGAAUGCUUUGGCCUUUGCGCAAGGUGGUGUUCUCCCCCCUUUCACGCUUCCACCAAUUCUUGACGCAUCAGACGCUUUAGCUUCAUGUUGCCGGGCGUUAGUAAAGCCUAAGCACAAGACAGCAUCAUAGAGGGGGGAGAGAGAGAGAGAGAUGAUCAGAUGAUCAAUAAACCUAGCUCCAGAAUUAGCUAUGUAAAUUCCUUUCUGGACAUGUCAAAACCGUAGAUUUGCUUUCUGGGCAGGCUUUUUUUGCUGCGCGGCAUGUGCUUGUUAAUCAUAUCUUGGAUAGGUUCCGUUGACAUGGCAGAUAAAAAUUCUGAAAAUUAUGUUUGAUGAUUAGUUGUUCACUUCAGAGAAAUGGUUUGUUACCAGUAGAAUUGAAGUGAUGGUGGUUGUUCAGAUCCUCAACUGGUGGGAAUAUGCAAGUGUUGUAUUCUGAUCUUAGUCCUGCAAAUCUGAUGUAAUGACGAUACAUUCGUGCUUCUGAAUAAGAAUUACGGUUAAGAUCAUUUGAUGUU